Meloidogyne enterolobii is the source of this 378-nucleotide messenger RNA. The record is from the annotation of a GenBank genome assembly. Lineage: Eukaryota; Metazoa; Nematoda; Chromadorea; Rhabditida; Meloidogynidae.
AUGAGAAAUUGUACAAAUUGUCUUUUACUUGCUGCUUGUUAUCAAUUUAGAGCUACAAAUUGUAAUGAAAUUGAGGCACAUUUACACACAACUACACAACCAACAAUUGAAGACACUGAUUUGAUCGUUGCGCCACUUUUAAUGAGUUAUCAGGAAAUGGAUGCUCAUAUGGCAGCAGCGGGACUUGAUCGUACAAAAAAUUUAUGGAAAGAAGUUCGUAAUUUUACUCCAGAUACCGGCAGUUUCCAAACAAUGCCAUUCGAUCCAUUCGGAAAUGGUGCUAUUGCUUGUGAAGUUGUGACUGAUGAAUUACUUGAACGGCUUAGUACUUUUAUGGAACAAGAAUGUUCACAUGAACUCUUGUUAGGUCCUUCUUAG